CUCUGAUUGGUCCUUGAUCCCUGUCAGUCCUCGUCGUCACCGCCCUCUGAUAAUGCAGCAUGGGCGAAAAUACCAGACCCGAGAGCUACAGCUGAGGAAGCAGACCCCUCUAAUGCCAACGAUUUUGGACGAUUGACCUAAAGUGAUGUUCCAACAAUGCCGAUAGUGGAUAAACUCAAGGAGGCAUUAAAACCUGGUCGAAAGGAGACAGGCGAUGAAGGUGACCUCAACAAACUGUUGGCUUCUUCUGCCAAGAAGGUCCUUUUACAGAAGAUAGAGUUUGAGCCUGCCAGCAAAGGUUUCUCCUAUCAACUGGACAGCUUGAAGAACAAGUAUGUGAUCCUCAAUCCCAGGAAUGAGGGUGCUACGGGGCAGAAGACCACAGAGCCUGCCCAGAUAAAGAGGCAUGUCUCGGAGAACGUGGUUGGGGGGCAGAGCGAUGGGAUCCCUGCCCCACAGAAGAUGCUCUUUCCAGGGAACAAGCUCACCCUCAAAUGGGAGCGUGUGUACAGGGUGGGAGCCGGCCUCCACAACCUUGGAAACACCUGCUUCCUCAACUCCACAGUGCAGUGUCUCACCUACACCCCGCCACUUGCCAACUACUUGCUCUCAAAGGAGCACAGCCGUGCCUGUCACCAGUCAGGCUUUUGUAUGAUCUGUAUAAUGCAGAACCAUAUCAUCCAAGCCUUUGCCAACACAGGCAACGCCAUCAAGCCUGUCUCCUUCAUCAGAGACCUGAAAAAAAUUGCUAGACAUUUUCGCUUUGGAAGCCAGGAGGAUGCGCAUGAAUUUUUGCGGUACACCAUCGAUGCCAUGCAGAAAGCCUGUCUCAAUGGCUACCCAAAGCUUGACAGGCAGACCCAGGCCACAACGCUGGUUCACCAGAUCUUUGGAGGUUACCUCAGGUCAAGAGUGAAAUGCUCUAUUUGUAAAAGUGUGUCUGACACGUAUGACCCUUACCUGGACAUUGCUGUGGAGAUUCGGCAAGCAGCAAACAUUGUGCGAGCCCUGGAACUGUUUGUUAAACCAGAUGUUUUAAGUGGAGAAAAUGCCUACAUGUGUGCCAGGUGCAAAAAGAAAGUGCCAGCAACCAAGCGCUUCACAGUCCAUCGAACGUCUAAUGUACUGACCCUUUCACUGAAGAGGUUUGCCAACUUCAGCGGAGGCAAAAUAACAAAGGAUGUUGGAUACCCAGAAUUUUUGAACAUCCGCCCCUACAUGUCUCAGAGCUCAGGCGAUCCUGUUAUGUACGGCCUCUAUGCUGUCCUGGUGCACUCUGGGUACAGUUGUCAUGCUGGCCACUAUUACUGCUAUGUCAAGGCAAGCAAUGGACAAUGGUACCAAAUGAAUGAUUCAAUGGUGCACUCUAGUAACAUCAAAGUGGUCUUAAACCAGCAGGCUUAUGUGCUUUUCUACCUGAGGAUCCCUGAAACCAAGAAGAAUGCAGAUGGGCAGACCACCAAGCAGGGGAUGUUGCAUCCUGGGAAGAACAGCGUGUCGUCUGAACAGAUAAAGAGGGCCAACCUAAACGGGCCUCUUUCCUCCCCGCAGGUCACAAAGAAACUUGAGACAGCACAACUGCGUAAGAUCCAGUCCGUGGAUGGUGGUUUGGGCCUGCCCAUUUCCCGGAACGGUGUGGGCACUCAGCCGCAACCCAGACUUUCCAACUGGACGUCAUCCUCCAAUGGCCCGCCGAAGCUGCCGGGUGGACCCACGGUUAUAGAAGAACCUUUCAAGAAGCUGAAGAAGCCCUCUCCUCAGAGCCAAGUGCAGUCCCGCAGCAGCACUCCGACCCCUUCUAACAACGGGGUCAGCAGGACGGAGGGAGAUAAAAAGCAAGGUGGCGAGGGGAGAGGCAUUGCAGCAUCUACCUCAUUUAAGUCUUUGUCUGACUCUUCCUCUGCCGACACCACUGACUCAAAGGACUCUGUGGGUCCCAAAAGUGCGCCGGUAGGAGAGAUGCCCUCCACCCCUCGGAAAGGCUCCAAUGGCCUGGCCUCUCCAGCCAAGAGUGUAGAGCGCUCUCAGAGCACGGAAGAGCAGAAGACGGCGAAAAUAAAACCCCCGGCCCUCAACAACAUCACGUCCGAAGCCACCAGCACCAUGUCACCUCCACCUGCCAAGAAACUGGCCCUGUCAGCCAAGAAGGCUCACAGCCGGAGUCCGAACAGCAUUGAUGCUCUGCGCCCUUUGUCACACCAGCUGUCCAGUGACCCCAUGCAUCAAAAUCAACUUACCCCCCUCACCUUUGCCCUACCUUCGCACACUCACAGAGCUGGUCCAUUCCAUUUACCUAAAGUCCAGUCAUCGCCUUUUGCCAACUCAAGCGGAUCCUUUAAACAGCAGAGCCCUCAGAAACAGUCCCUUCUCUCCACACUGCAAAAACCAAACGCCAGCCUUUCUCUUAAAACCAACGGGCUUCCCAGUCCCAGCCCAAAGAAGCCCAAGUCUUCCAACAACCUCAGCACCACGGUCCAAGAACCAGACCUCAACAGCCCUUCUGAUCAAAAGGUCAACCAAAAGAAGAGGAAGAAGAAAAAGAAGCGGCGCCAUUCUGAAGUGGAGGGUGACACGCAGCCAGUCACAUCCCCAGCUACGGUGACACAGGCCAACCUCAUGGAAUCAGUGAUUGAGAAGAAGCACAAGAAGAAAAAGAAAAAGCGAAAGAGGGAGACUGAGGAUGGAGAGAGAGUGAAGGAGAGGGAGUGUGUCCAGUCUCACCUGGACACAUCAAACCAGGAAGAGGACUGGUGUCAGGGUGGCAUGUGGAGUCUAACAUCCGAUCCAGAUGCAGAACAGUCUAAGCAAAAGCCUCAAUUAGCUUCCACAACCCCAACACAGUGUGAGUCCAAACAGAAUGACCAAGAAAGGGAAUCUGUGUUGCUGAAGAAGAAGAAAAAGAAAAAGAAGAAGAUGCAGCUGGUGGAUGCUCUGCAGGACAAAACUUCAGCAUGCUCUGCAUCAGAAAGCACUUCUGAGCUGAGGGCCACAUUCGUUCAAAAUGAUACGGGAGAUUUGAUUAUGUCGAAAAAGAAACUAAAGAUGAAGAAGAGGAGGCUAAAAGAAGAGGUGAAACUGUGGGAGGAGAGCAGGCGAUGUUCAGACGGGCAGAAUGAUGAAGCAGCGGAGCCCCCUUCAAAAAAGAGCACCCCAGAGAACGACAAAAUAAGCAAACGAAGCACAGCCACAGUGGUAGUGUGGGACAGCCAAGUGAAGGAUGGCUACAAACGGUGCCAGGCUCCAGCGGCUGAUGGAAGUGCGUUAGGAGACAACAACCCGACCCGUGCUGCACCUGUAGCCUGGGAUGGGAAAAAGACAAGUGGUGUGGUAGAGGAGCUGCUCAGAAACGCCACGGAUAAGGCCUACGGAGCCAACGUCCUCAGUUGGGAUGGAGAGGUGUCUGCGAUCAGUAGAGAUGCCAUUGAUGACGUCCGCCAUGCAAAGAAUGAAACUGUGAUCGAUGAGUGGGAUGAAGACUUUGACAGGGGAAAGGUGAAGAAAAUGAAAAACUACAAGAGAGAAAAGUGGAGAAGUGGCAGCAGCAUCUUCCAGAAGAUCCAAGACAGGAGGAACAGGUGGUCUGUAACACCAGGAGGGAAGAGAGUUUUUGGAGUCCGUCGCUGAGAGUCCAGAGUGCUAUUGAUAUCAUACUGACUGGAAACCGAGACAAGAAUACUGUAUAUCAAACUUCUGUACCUUUUUCUCUAUUUUUGAAAAUUUUUUUUUUUAAUUAUUAUUAUUAUUAUUAUUUUUAUCUCUGUCUUGUGUUCACUUCAGGCCCAAAUUCAAGAAUAGGAUUGAGCCAAAAGCAGCACACUAGACUGCGUUAACUGUUUGACUGACAGCCCCUUCAAUCUUACGUUUAAACUAACCAACAUGAAAUGUUGACUUCAUUGGCCAGCUGGAUUUGACCACUAUCGCCUUUUAAUCCAAAUACCACAGUAAGUGGCUCAAGCUUUUCUAUGCAUGCAGUAUUUAACAGAACACCCUUACAUAUCCAUGUAACAUGAAUUACUGUGUGUUGGCAUCCUUUGAGCCUCAGUUAUUGCCCUGAAACUCUGAGCUACUAUGAAAUUCAAUACAGUUUACCGUAUUUGUGAAAGACUAAUAAUGAGUAUAUAAGUAUAUCUGCAACUCUUUAGCUGUCUUUUGUUGAAAGCUGUACACAAUCUCAGAGCAUGCUAUGCUGUUUUUGCAGACAUAAGGGCUCAGUAAGUUAGACAUUAAAAAAGUGAAUUUUUUUUUUUUUAAACCCUUAUCCUGACAUUACUCUCAUUACUAAAUUACAUAGAUCCAAAAUUGUUAUUCAUUAAAAUUAUGAUUUUUUUUAAUUUAUUUUAUUUUAUAUCUUUAUCCACUACGUGGCUUGUUUUUAAGGACCAAAUUUUGCCUGCGUGUCGUUGGUAAAAUUAAGGUCAAAAAUUGCCACCGUUCAUUAAAUGUGCAUGUUUAAAUUGGUUUAAAAAUGUAAUACGGAAUUUUUUUUUUCUUUACUUCAGCUAUCUCGGUUAUGUACCAUAUUUGUUUUCUUUAAAAAAAAACAAAAAACAAAACAUUUAUUUCAGAUUUAAUGCCAAUACAUUUAAGACCACAAAUAAGUGCUCAGCUGAUUUGUAUAAACAUUUGGACCGUGGAAGGGUUGAGAUUGAUGAACAACACUUAAGAAACUAUUGCUUUGAUCAUAUUUGUAUGUUUACCUGGAAAUUUUCUGAGAACUCAUUUGUGCAAUGUACAUUUGCAGAGUAGAGGUUGUGGUUGUUGGAGGAAAUCAGACAAGAUCAGUUAUUUUCUACUGUGCAGCUAUUACACUUUGCAGCUCAUCUCAUCGGUCCAGCGUUCGGAAGCUCUCAGUCUGGAGAUUUUCAUUCUUUCCAUUUUCUGUAUCAAACCUCACCACAAACUGUUCUUUAUCAAUGUACUGAAAUAAAAGGGUUAAAUUUUAUACUUCAGGCACCGUGUUAGAAUGGGACUGCGACAUGCUAAUAAUUUCUUUUCCCCUUGUAUCUUAUAUCUCUAUGCAAUUUUCUGAUGGUCAUGCUGGUCACGUAAAAACUGGGCUAAGACUCAGGAACCCAGCCAUCCUGCAUCCCAUUUUCAUCUCUGAUCAGACUCCCCUGUUUCAUAUCAGAGUAGUCCCUCUGCCUGGACCACCAUUUUGCAUCCUGUACAUCCUGUAGAAACUGUUUUAUACAAAGUAUUUCAGGUGUGGAAAACAUGGGAUCAUCUUGCACCAAUCCGGGCACAGAUGCGUAGAGAAACUAAUGUUAUAAUAAAACGCUUUGCCGGUGUAGAAGACUGUACAGUCCAUCUUGUGCAACCUGUGUUUCCUUCCAAUGCUGUAAAGAUUUGCCCAUGCAUUUCUUUUCAUUCUAGAGAUGUUGCCUUGAAUUGGCUAUAUUAAAAAAAAGUAUAGGAUUUAAUGUUAUAAAUAUAAAAUUUAAAGAAGAAAAGACACAGAUCUUUAAUGUGCUACUAAUACUUGGAUCAGUUGGUGGAUGUUACCUGCAAAUGUGUUUGUUCAUUUGUGUACGAGAGAGUUGUCUGUUUUCAUGCAAGACCUUCCUUAUGUCACCGCAGCGUGUACAGUGCAAGAGGGGCUACGACGGUCUAAUUUCCACGGGAUGUGUCUGUCGGCCGUGAAAUCGACGUAGGGUCUGACUCUCAAACUGACACACAGGAAAAUUUACCAGUGUGAAUAGAUGGUCCACAUGUUUGCAUUGAUGGUUCUAUAUUUUGCACCAACUUUUCUGACCAGGGAAGAGACCUUUCAUAAUGAAAGUGGCUCUUACCACACUAUACUUAACUAUAUAGGUGCAAUAAAGUUGUGACUUUUGUGA
Molecule: messenger RNA, 5837 nt
Organism: Xiphias gladius (swordfish)
Lineage: Eukaryota; Metazoa; Chordata; Actinopteri; Istiophoriformes; Xiphiidae
Gene: usp36
Product: ubiquitin specific peptidase 36
Exons: 20
Coding region: 157-3624 (1155 amino acids)
Biological process (GO): protein deubiquitination; regulation of apoptotic process
Cellular component (GO): cytosol; nucleus
Molecular function (GO): cysteine-type deubiquitinase activity; cysteine-type endopeptidase activity
Source: RefSeq, a predicted model, not a curated record